This is a messenger RNA of Microplitis mediator, 2844 nucleotides long. RefSeq lists its product as uncharacterized. The coding region runs from base 73 to 2064 and encodes 663 amino acids. The transcript is spliced from 4 exons. NCBI's taxonomy places the organism in Eukaryota, Metazoa, Arthropoda, Insecta, Hymenoptera, Braconidae. The record is from RefSeq and is a predicted model, not a curated record.
ACGCACUUGGAAAAUUUUCCAUCAGAACAAGUCUAGAAAAAUUAUUAAUUGAAAUUGUAUACUGUCAGAAUAAUGCCGUGUAAUAAAAUAAUAAUAUUUUAUUAUUGUUUAUUUAUUGUUAAUGUUACGUGCAGUAAAAUCGAAACUUACGCGUCUUCACCAGAAGAAGAUUCAUCAAAACGUCUUAAUAGAAAUGCAAGAGAAAUAGUGGAGAAAUGUUUUACAAAUAAUUCAAAUCCAAUUAUAAUAAGUGCUGAUUUGAUUAAUCACGAUGACGACGUAAAAAAUCUGUCUGAUAUUACUAAUAUGAAUUCGUCGUUAAUUAUAAUUAACGAGGAUUUCAAGCCAACUGACAUCAAAGGGCACAUUCCUGCUUAUCCGACGUAUGUCCUUUCGUUUAAAUCGUUUCUAAAACUGGCAAUGCUUAUUGGAGAGUUAAGGAAAUCAAAAAUCUGGAGUAUCAAGUCUCCGUUUUUCGUUCUUGACACUACGAAAGAUCCACUUCACAUCAAUGCUCAAAUCGUACUAGAAGUGCUGUUGGAAUAUAAUUUAUUAUCUGCAUAUUACUUGUGUUAUAACAAUGACAGAGAUUCGACAAUUGUUUACACUUUAAAUCCGUUUACAAAUUACGCUCCGUCACCGUGGGUCCAGCUUGAUACCAGCUACGUAUUUAUAGAUAAAGCUGAAAAAAAAUGGACAUUCUACAGCCUAGAAUAUUCGAAAGUUACAGGUAAAAAUAUAUGUCAGGAUAUAAUUUUGAAAAAAACAAAAUACUUAGACCGGUAUAAAAUAAAAACAAUAUCUAUUGGGCGAUUUCCAAAUAUUACUUUAGAUAAAAAAGAAAAAAUUAUGAAUAAUUAUCUGAAAAUGAUGACGAAUAAAAAAUCUACAUCAUUAUACACAUUAAUUCCAUACAUUAAUGCAACAUAUUCAAUCUACUUUUUGGAUCAAGAAUUUUCCAAAGAAACGAUGAAUAAUGGUUACAUAGACGAGUUAGUAAAAAAAAAGUAUGAUGCCAAUGAUAAAUUGACGCAAUUAUCGGAUACUAACUAUCAGCUUAUGGAUGUUAUAACACAGUAUACUUUAUUUGAAUAUUCAAUACUGACUAGAAAGUCGAAUUAUUUGACGGCAAUCAGCGAAAUAACUUUCAAUCUACAAUUUAUUAUUCUUACAAUAAUUUUUCUGUUCUUGAUACUAGUGGUGAUAUUAAUUAAUAAUACCUUCAGGGUUAGUGAGAGUAUUAUGGACGUGGUGAAAAUGUUGGCCAAUAUGGGAGUUAUGUCUCCAAUGGACCGUUUGUCUAUGAGAAUCAUUUACUUUUCCGGAUUUCUAUUUAUAUUUAUAAUAAUGCCCGAAUUUCAGGGUCAAAUAUCCGCAAUGUUGUCAAAACCAAUUCGACGUAACGUUGAGUCACUUAAAGAUCUUCGUGACAAUAAGUAUCACGUAUAUUUCCACGGUCCUUUAGAGAAUGAUAUGAUCAAUGAAAAAUUGUGGGUUACUGAUGAGGACAGAAAAUAUUUGCAUUCAUCAAAUUUUCUAGAUCUUGAUAAAUGCGCCGAUGCAGCUCAGGAAAAUUCUACUAUUGCAUGUAUUGAUACGACUAGGCAUCAAUUACAACGAGCUUUAAAUUUAAAAAAUCUAUCUGUUUCUAAAGACGUCAUAUUUAGUAAAUAUUUCGCAUACUGGACAAGGAAGGAUUGGCCGCUAAAAGAUAGAAUCGAUAAAAUUGCUGCACUAUCAGUGGAAACAGGUUUAGCUGACUAUUUUUUUGACAAACCGAGCAAAGAAUAUUCGAAAAAAUUGAAGAAGAUUAAUAAAAUUAAAGCAAAUGAAAAGUAUGAGCAGAUUGACUUUGAUAAUUUGGUGUUCACUUACAUGUUCACUGGGGUGAUUUUACUGUGGGGUGUAUUCAUUUUUGCAAUCGAACUGCUCUUUCAUAAGUAUUCAAGACUUUACAGACAAGUUUGGAUAAGGCGAGGGUUCGGGAAUAAAAUGUCAUUGAAAUCGCAACCGAGAAUUGUUUUCUUUCCUGGGCGAAUGGUUCUUCUUAAUAGCCGUGAGUGAUUGUUAUCUCGAAACCAAGUAUCUAAUUAGUAGUAAAUUCGUAAUUAGUAUUCACUGAUUGGUUGAUGUGGAUUAUUUUGAUAAUUGCACUCGUUGAGAUUCAAAAAAAGGUGCUAUGAGCAAGUUUUGGUGACUAAGUAAAUAAUAAUUUAAACUUUUAAAUAUCUUAAUAAGUAUUAAUGAUACACAAAAUUCAACUCCAGAUUUUGUCGUGGAUUAUAAUAUUAUCUAAAAAAAAAAAUUGAUUCAACUUUUUUCUUAAUCAAUAUUUGAAUCUCCAGAAACUCAAAGUUAGAUAACGGAUUUAAACUUCAAGAAAUAAAUCCGCUGCUGAAAAGUUGAGUGAAAUAAAUGUCGUGUUGUUUGUUAAUAACAAUUAUAAAUCUGUGAUUUUCAUGUAUUGAGUGGAUUGAUUAAUAAAUUAAACCUAAUUAUAAAGUAUUCAUUAAAAACAAAACUGAUAAUUAAAAAUUUUUCUUAAUUUGGUCGUUCAUAGGCAAUUAAAUAGAAACUUCUCUGUGAUUGAACGCUCUACCCAUAGCAAAUUUUAGUGCAAUUUUUAUUUUAAAUCAGGAAUCUCGAAGCGUUUUAAGAUUAUCGUCAUAUAUUCAUUAAAAAAAAUUGAAGCAUCUGAUUUAGAUUCAAAAUAAUUCGAUAAAUAUUAAAAAUUCCCACAAAUUGGUGAUUUGUUUUUUUGUAAAGCAUUUAAUUUCCUACACUUAAGUAUUCGGACACUUUCUACCUAAAAUUGAUAAUUUGAUCUCAAAAACUGUCGAAAUA